This is a messenger RNA of Fonsecaea multimorphosa CBS 102226, 513 nucleotides long. RefSeq lists its product as uncharacterized. Gene Ontology annotation, biological process: translation; negative regulation of translation. The coding region runs from base 1 to 513 and encodes 170 amino acids. Gene Ontology annotation, cellular component: mitochondrial large ribosomal subunit; ribosome. The transcript is spliced from 2 exons. NCBI's taxonomy places the organism in Eukaryota, Fungi, Ascomycota, Eurotiomycetes, Chaetothyriales, Herpotrichiellaceae. Gene Ontology annotation, molecular function: mRNA binding; structural constituent of ribosome. The record is from RefSeq and is a predicted model, not a curated record.
AUGUCGCAAACAUUAGGCAAGACCCGUCUUGCCUACUCCCGCACAUGGCAAUAUAUCGAUGUAGGCUCAGAUUCUCGCUCCCUCGGUCGGAUAGCCUCCUCCAUCGCCGUCUUCCUGAUGGGUAAGCAUAAGCCCAUUUACGAUCCAUCCACCGACUGCGGCGACUACGUGGUUGCUUGCGGCUGCCACGACAUUCACGUUACCGGCAAGAAACGCCAGCAAAAGCAAUAUUACACUCACAACACACGCCCCGGUUCGUUAAAACAGAUGAGCAUGGAGAGGAUGAUCGAGAAGUGGGGUGGUGGAGAGGUCUUGAAGAAGGCUGUAAGGGGGAUGUUGCCCAAGAACAGAUUGAGGGAUAAGCGACUCGCAAGAUUGAAAGUUUUUGAGGGCACCAGCCAUCCGUACAAGGCCAAUAUUGUGAGGUUUGCAGGGAAGCCGUUUACAGGCGAUGCGCCCGGGCCCGUCAUGCAAGCCAUCGAAGCGAGCAAGGAGACGAAAAUGAGCUCCUGA